UUUACAAAAAAUAUUAAAUUUUUAACGAAAGUAAUAGAAAGGCAACGUCAGUGUCAGUGAUACGUAGGAGGCCACAACGCUUGUAGUAUCGUAGUGUUAGUCAGGCUUUGGCGUACUUCGUAAGCAACAAAUGCCAUGUCGGACUUGUGUGAACGCUACGUGGAGAGCUCUGACUUCAAUCCGCUCUCUUUUUAAGUGCUUUUCACGCGCCACCGUUCUCCCUCUCUUUCUUUUCUUCUUCAUCUCUCAAUUUCAAAACCCUUUCUUUUCUUUUUCUUCUUCUUCAUCUCUCAAUUUCAAAACCCUUCACCAUCUUUUCCCUGUUAGGGUUUUCGAUUCAAUUCAGUUCUCUGCAUUCGCCUUUUGGCUGUUCAGAAUUCCAUGUGUGAGGUUAUUGCUACAAGAUGACCAACACCAGAAAUUCAAAUUAUAUUCGGAACGCACAAUUAGUAGGGUUUGAAGAGAUUCUACGAGAAGCAGAGCAUCGUUGGCUUCGACCUGCUGAAAUAUGUGAGAUACUUCGUAAUUAUAGGAAGUUUGAGUUAACACCAAAUCCACCUGUUAGGCCUCCAGGUGGAUCACUAUUCUUGUUUAAUCGAAAAGCACUUCGUUACUUUCGCAAGGAUGGUCACCGGUGGAGGAAGAAAAAAGAUGGGAAGACUGUAAGAGAAGCUCAUGAAAAGUUGAAGGCUGGUAGUUUGGAUGUCUUGCAUUGUUACUAUGCUCAUGGUGAGGAUAAUGAAAACUUCCAACGGAGAAGUUAUUGGAUGCUUGAUGAGCAGUUAGAGCACAUUGUCCUUGUGCAUUAUCGAGAAAUUAAAGAGGGCUGCAGGUCUUGCAUCUCACAUUCACCUGUAGUUCCUGUAACCCUGGUUGGUAGUUCUCAAAAUAGUUCAGUGCCUUCCUCUACCAAAAUAAACUCACAAAUAUCUGUUGUUCAAACAUCUUUUACAUCAAGUGCAAAUAAAGUUGGUCAGAAUGGACAAGCUUCAGAGUAUGAGGAUGUCAACUCAGAGACUCAAGCCUCAUCUCAUGAUCAGCCUAUCAGCAAAUCCAUGCUUCACAAUGCACCUCAGCUUGCACAUGAAGCCACUGGGUUCUCUGAGUUGUUGAGGAGCCCCUUGAUUUCAUCUUUGUCAUCUUCUUUUCCUAGCCAGUCUCCUGGUACUGGCUUGUCUACCUGGACCUUAAUUCCGAACUACAGCAGAAAUACAAUUAACAUGCAUGAUGGAGAACGGCAUGUUGAAGGAUCCGUUGAAGGCUCUGAAACUGACUUCAAUGUUCAAAAGCUAAGCAAUGCUAGGUUAGAUGUUGAUUGCAGAAUACAAGAUGGUGUAAUUUUCAGAGAUAGGCUCAUUACUAACACAUACAUCCAGCCAGUUAAAGGAGCUUCACAAACUGUUAAUCAGGUGCAAAAGGAGGAUGGUCUAGAUUCAUUUCGUACUCAAUGCCCUGAUCAUGCUGAUCAUCCAGAUGCAACUACUACAAUCCUAGUUGAACAAAAACUUCAAGAUGAUGAUACAGACAAUGAUGAAUCAGAACGUGUUGAAUCUGGGAAAUUGAAAAAGCUUGAUAGUUUUGGAAGGUGGAUGGAUAAGGAGAUUGGUGGAGACUGUGACAAUUCCUUGAUGGCUUCAGAUUCUGGUAAUUAUUGGAGUACACUUGAUGCUCAGAAUGAAGAUAAGGAGGUGUCUAGUUUACACCACAUGCAGUUGGACCAAGGCAAUUCGUUAGGACCUUCUCUUUCCCAAGAACAACUAUUUAGUAUCCAUGACUUUUCUCCAGAUUGGGCCUAUACUGGGGUUAAAACAAAGGUUUUAAUAGCUGGUACAUUUCUGGGAAGUAAAAAGCUCUCUAGUGAGACCAAAUGGGGAUGUAUGUUUGGUGAAAUUGAGGUUUCCGCUGAAGUUUUGGCAGAGAAUGUCAUACGGUGUCAGACUCCUCUUCAUUCACCUGGCCGGGUUCCAUUCUAUGUUACCUGCAGUAAUAGGUUAGCCUGCAGCGAGGUCAGGGAAUUUGAAUAUCUUGAAACUCCAACCAAAUUUUUACGUCCUGUGGGUAUUAAAAUCUCAGCAGAAGAUGAGAUACGGCUUCAAAUGCGGCUUCUUAAGCUAGUAGACUUGGGAGCUGACAAUAAGCAGUGGAAGUGCUCUGUUUCUGAAUGUGAAAAAUGUAAACUCAAGGGAACAAUGUAUUCCAUGAGAGAUGGUAGUGGAGUAUUUGAAGAAACUUUCCAUAUUGAUGGAGUUGAUCAUAUAAAACCUAGAGAUGUAUUAUUCCAGAGAUUAAUGAGAGACAAGCUUUAUGAGUGGUUAGUAUUUAAGGUUCAUGAAGGAGCAAAAGGACCACGUGUUUUGGAUGAUGAAGGCCAAGGAGUAAUACAUUUAGCAGCUGCACUUGGUUAUGUGUGGGCUAUGGGCCCUUUAGUUGCUGCUGGUAUUAGUCCUAACUUUAGAGAUGCUCGAGGAAGAACAGGACUUCACUGGGCAUCAUAUUUUGGGAGAGAAGAAACUGUGAUUGCGCUGGUCAAAUUAGGUGCGGCUCCAGGUGCCGUUGAGGAUCCAACAACAGCAUUUCCUCGAGGUCAAAAAGCAGCUGAUUUAGCUUCAAAUAGAGGACAUAAAGGCAUUGCUGGGUAUUUGGCCGAGACAGAUUUGACAAAUCAAUUAUCUAUAUUGACUAUCAAGGAAAAUGACACUAGUAAUAUUGCCACAACAAUAGCAGCUGACAGUGCUUUUGAGUCUGUUGACAGUGACUCAUCUAAUAUGACAAUGGAUGAGCAACACUAUCUGAAAGAAUCACUUGCUGUGUUUCGAAAAUCAGCUCAGGCAGCUGCUUCAAUCCUAGCUGCCUUUAGAGCAAGGUCGUUCUGUCAGAGACAAUUAGCCAAGCGCAGCAGUGAUAUUUCUGAAGCAGUGCUUGACCUAGUUGCUGAUUCUUUAAACAAGGUACAGAAGAUGGGUCACUUUGAGGAUUAUUUACAUACUGCAGCUUUAAGGAUCCAAAAGAGAUAUCAUGGGUGGAAAGGAAGGAAAGAUUUUCUGAAAAUACGUGACCGCAUUGUAAAAAUUCAGGCUCAUAUUAGAGGACACCAAGUUCGUAAGCAGUACAAAAAAGUUGUUUGGUCUGUUGGCAUUGUGGAAAAGGCAAUACUGCGCUGGAGACGGAAAGGAGCUGGUCUGCGAGGAUUCCGGAUUGGGCAGACAGUUGGUAAUGUGGCUAAAGAUGCUGACAAAAAUGACGAGUAUGAAUUUUUGAGCAUUGGAAGGAGACAGAAAUCAGAAGAUGUAAAGAAAGCUCUGGAUAGAGUUAAGUCCAUGGUUCGUAACCCAGUGGCACGGGAUCAGUAUAUGAGGCUCAUCAUAAAAUAUCAGAAAUUGAAGAUUGAUGAUGGCGGAAGUAGUCAAUCACAACAUGUUGGCUAGAGUCUGACGAAAGAAAAGCGGAAUACUGGUGACACUAUGACACUUUUAGAUAAUACUAAAAUCUUACCUGUACACCAUUUUAUGUAAAUAACAUCUGAAUUUCUAGUUUAUAUGGAAGUUCUGUUAAUUUGAAAGGUAGAAGAAGAAAAUUCAGAAAAAGUAAGGAAGGGGAAAUGUAUAUGCCGGUUUUAGCGCCCCCCCCCCCCCCCUUAUCAAUGAAUAGAAGUUAGUUUUAGUUUAGAUAAUGUUUAAGCUUAUUGAAAUAUGUGAAUGUUUGCAAUAAUACUAUUUUUAU
Abrus precatorius (Indian licorice) is the source of this 3720-nucleotide messenger RNA. Its product is annotated as calmodulin-binding transcription activator 2-like. The transcript has 12 exons. Gene Ontology annotation, biological process: regulation of transcription by RNA polymerase II. The coding region runs from base 405 to 3425 and encodes 1006 amino acids. Gene Ontology annotation, cellular component: nucleus. The record is from RefSeq and is a predicted model, not a curated record. Lineage: Eukaryota; Viridiplantae; Streptophyta; Magnoliopsida; Fabales; Fabaceae. Gene Ontology annotation, molecular function: protein binding; transcription coregulator activity; double-stranded DNA binding.